Molecule: messenger RNA, 1920 nt
Organism: Synchytrium microbalum
Lineage: Eukaryota; Fungi; Chytridiomycota; Chytridiomycetes; Synchytriales; Synchytriaceae
Exons: 16
Coding region: 1-1920 (639 amino acids)
Molecular function (GO): calcium ion binding; NADH dehydrogenase activity
Source: RefSeq, a predicted model, not a curated record
AUGAUUCCGAGAUCCGCAAUCUCCUCCCUACCUAGAAUCGCAUCUUCCAAGCUCCUACAUCCUGCACAUACUGCGAGAAGGAAUUCACGUGGAUUUAGUACAUGCAAGACUACUAAAACACGGCAGAGAAUUCAUUUCUGGAUACUAGGCACCACAUUCACUCUCGGAAUAGCCAUCAUCACACCCUCAUCUGCAAACAUUGUCUCGUCUGAGGGCUUCAUUGCCACUGACGAGCUCAAACAAAAGUCAGCCUCAAAGGAUAGCGUACUAAAGGCGAUAUCUGUUACAGAACCAGCAGUGAAUAGUCAGCAGGCAAAACCUGUCGAUACAGCAAACUUGGAGAACUGUGCUGUGUAUGAGUAUCCUGAUGGGAACUCGGACAAGCCAAGGCUACUGAUCUUGGGAUCUGGGUGGGCUGCUACGUCCCUCAUCAAGUCGAUCACUCCUGGAAUGUACCAGAUAUUGGUCCUGAGUCCUACAAACUACUUUUUGUUUACUCCUCUGCUACCUGAAGCAACUACUGGUACCGUGGAAGCGAGAUCACUUAUGGAGAGCAUGAGAGCCAUAUGUCUGAAAAAGGAAGCGCACUACCUUGAAGCUACAGCACAAGACAUUGACAUUGAAAGGAAACAAGUCAUCGCUCAAGGACGAGACGGCAAACCAUUCAGAGUACCAUAUGAUCUCUGCGUCGUUUCUGUUGGUGCCACAAAUCAAACAUUUGGCGUGCCAGGUGUCAAUGAGAAUGCAUUGUUUCUCAAGACUAUUGCUGAUGCGAGAAAGAUACGAUACCAGAUUGGGUCUAAUUUGGAAGCUGCUGCUCUACCUUCUGUAACUGAUGCUGAGAAACGAAGGUUGCUUUCAAUUGUCAUUGCUGGUGGAGGUCCUACUGGUACAGAGUUCGCUGCUGAAAUAUCAGACUUUGUGUCUUCAGACGUGCGUCGUCUGUUUCCUGAAUUGAUCGAUUAUGUCACCAUUACCGUCGUGCAGGCUGCCGAUCAUAUACUUAAUACCAUGGCAGCUAAACUGUCUGCGUUUGCCGAGUAUCGGUUCAAGAGACAAAACAUCAACCUGCUUACCAAGACCCGUGUAGUCGCAGUCGAACCAUCUGCAUUAGUGUAUAAGAAGCGUGAAGCAGAUCCAAAGGCGGAACCUGAGAAAUUGCCUUUUGGUAUUUGUGUGUGGGCCACUGGCAUUGGAAUGAGAGAUUUCACUCGCAAGCUGCAUGAGAAAAUCCAAGAACAAACACAUUCCAAGUCUCUUGUGGUUGACAAUCGCUUGCGGAUUCUAGGCGCUGAUUGUUUGUAUGCUAUGGGUGAUUGUGCAACAAUCGAAAACCCAGCUCUUCUCAAGUUGGUUAUGGAACAUAUUCGACGAACCGGGCAAGACAAAUUGACGUAUGAGCAGUUUGGACAUAUUGCUGCUCACAUGAUUCGAGAAUACCCCGCUGCUGCUGUUCAUUUGGAGAGGCUGGGAGAUCUCUUUACGGAAUAUGAUUUUGACAAGAGCGGAACUCUGGAUGUUCAAGAAAUCACAGCCAUGCUGACUGAAGUUGACAAGCAAUUGACAUCACUACCACAAACGGCUCAAGUCGCAUCUCAAGAAGGUCUAUACCUGGCAAAAACACUUAACAAGCUUGCUGCGAUGCCACAAUCAAAUAUUAAAAACAAAACAGAAGAAUGGAGGAGUGCUGAGAACACACUUGCACCGUUUCGCUACUCUCAUUUCGGCACCUUCAGUUACGUUGGGGGUGAAACCGCCGUGCUAGAUCUCGAAGGUGGAUGGGGAACAGGUGGAUUGUCGGUCUUCUGGCUUUGGAGGGGAGCGUAUCUGUCCCGUCAGGUCUCAUUCCGAACCAGAGCAUUGUUGGGGUUGGAUUGGAUAAAGACGGCGAUAUUUGGACGUGAUGUGUCAAGAUCAUGA